CCUGUGGCUAGAUCUGCCUCUGAAGGAGAGCCUAGCGGUAGCCUGGCCACAGUCUGCCGUCUGUCUGUCCGUCCAUACACCCGUCUGGCUGGCUGGCUUCUUAUUGCUCCUCUGUAACCUGCCUGGCCACCUAUCUGUAAGGCUGUCUGUUAUCCUUUCUGUCCAGUUGUCUGGCCUGUGUGACUGUCUGUCUUGUUGGACCCAUUGAUUUUUCCCAUCUGUCCAGUCGCCUGAGUUCACCCUGAGUAGUUUCUUUUCCCUUCAGUUUGUCAGUUCAGUUCGUCCCUCUGUCUGCCCACCGCCCUGUGUGUCCAGUUACCUCCCUCUCUCUCCCUGGACCAUUGAGCCAUGGCCUGGGGCUCUAGGGCCACGAUCUGCCUGGUCCUGCUGGGUGUGGUUCUGGGUCUAGUUAUCAUUGUACUGGCUGCGGUCCUUUCUCAUCGCCAAGCCUCUUGCGGUCCCAGCGCCUUCACACGCGCUGCCGUAGCUGCUGACUCUGAGAUCUGCUCCGAUAUUGGACGAGCCAUCCUCCAGCAGCGGGGCUCGCCUGUGGAUGCCACCAUCGCUGCCCUGAUCUGUACUGGUGUGGUUAACCCUCAGAGCAUGGGUCUGGGCGGAGGGGUUGUCUUCACCAUCUACAAUGCAUCAACAGGGAAGGUGGAGGUCAUCAAUGCUCGGGAGACAGUGCCAGCCAGCUACGACCAGCGCCUGCUGGACCAAUGUAAAAAUGCCCUGCCACUGGGCACAGGGGCCCAGUGGAUCGGGGUUCCUGGGGAGCUACGAGGCUACGCUGAGGCCCAUCGCCGCCAUGGCCGCCUGCCUUGGGCUCAGCUUUUCCAGCCCACCAUCGCCCUGCUCCGAGAGGGUUUCCGUGUGCCCUUUAUCCUCAGCCAGUUCCUCAACAACAGCAUCUUGCGGCCCUUCUUGUAUUCAUCAACUCUGAGACAGCUCUUCUUCAAUGGGACAGAAACCUUGAGAGCUCAGGACCCAUUCCCAUGGCCUGCUCUGGCCAACACCCUGGAGACUGUGGCCAAGGAGGGUGCGGAGGCCUUAUACACGGGGAUGCUGGGCCACAUGCUGGUGAAAGACAUUGCCCAGCAAGGAAGCCAGCUGACAGUUCAGGACUUGGCUACCUUCCAGGCAGAAGUGGUGGAACCCCUGGAGAUGCCCCUAGGGAACUAUACCCUGUACUCACCGCCGCCGCCUGCAGGGGGCGCUAUUCUUAGCUUCAUUCUCAACGUGCUGAAAGGAUUCAACUUCUCUGCAGAGACGGUGGCACGGCCAGAAGGAAAAGUCAACGUGUACCAUCACCUUGUAGAGACUCUCAAGUUCGCGGUAGGGCAGAGGUGGCGGCUAUGGGACCCUUCCAGUCACCCAGGGAUACAGAACAUCUCCCUGGACCUUCUCCGAGAGGAUCUAGCCCAGCGCAUCCGCCAGCAGAUCGACAGCCGUGGUGACCACCAACUCAGCCAUUACAACCUGUCCGGGAUCAGGGGCAACGGGAUGGGCACCGCUCAUGUGUCGGUGUUGGGAGAAGAUGGCAGUGCUGUGGCAGCCACCAGCACCAUCAACACACCCUUUGGCGCCAUGGUGUACUCCCCACGGACAGGCAUCCUCCUUAACAACGAGCUGCUGGACUUAUGCCGGAGACACAAACCAACUUCCACGCUCACUCCUCCACCUGUUCCAGGUGAGCGGCCGCCAUCUUCCAUGGUACCCUCCAUCUUGGUCAACAAAGGCCGGGGGUCGAAGCUGGUGAUCGGUGGGGCAGGUGGGGAGCUUAUCAUCUCUGCCGUGGCCCAGACUAUCAUGAAUAAGCUGUGGCUUGGCUUUGACCUGACAGAAGCCAUUGCAGCGCCUAUCCUACAUGUCAACGGCAAAGGCCACGUGGAGUAUGAGCCCAAGUUCAACCAGGAAGUACAGAAGGGGCUACAGGACCGAGGCCAGAGUCAGAGCCGGAGCCAGCGGCCAAUUUUCCUGAAUGCGGUCCAGGCCGUGUUUCAGGAUGGGCCCUGCAUCUAUGCAGCCUCUGACCUGAGGAAGGCUGGAAAGGCUUCAGGAUACUAAGUCAGCUCUGUCCAGAGCUGGGAUCCGACCCACUAGGAGCGCUGUGCCCUACACGGAUGAUGCUGUGUGUCUGAGCACUCCAGGACCUGGAUCCCUUGCGGCGGGAUCAACCUGGGACUGAAAAGAACGGGGCUCGGGGCUCGGCUCAGCAGAUGAAUGACUGAAGAGGGGAACGAUUGACUUGUUCCUGGUCCCAUCCCAGUGCCUCCUGUGGUUCUUCUAGCCUUGCCCCGGCUGCCCGUUCACCCUCUUAAAUGAUGUACCCGCCAGUCCGAGAUUAAAGAGGAGCCACCGCGUAAACUGA
This is a messenger RNA of Mastomys coucha (southern multimammate mouse), 2371 nucleotides long. It is a transcript of the gene Ggt5, whose product is annotated as gamma-glutamyltransferase 5. Gene Ontology annotation, biological process: inflammatory response; glutathione catabolic process; leukotriene D4 biosynthetic process. NCBI's taxonomy places the organism in Eukaryota, Metazoa, Chordata, Mammalia, Rodentia, Muridae. Bases 349 to 2067 code for a protein of 572 amino acids. Gene Ontology annotation, molecular function: glutathione gamma-glutamate hydrolase; leukotriene-C(4) hydrolase activity. The record is from RefSeq and is a predicted model, not a curated record. Gene Ontology annotation, cellular component: plasma membrane. The transcript has 12 exons.